AUGGACGGCGGCUCCUCCAGCCUCCCCCUCCCCCAACCACCGCCGCCGCAGGUCUACCUCCGCCGCACCGUGCCGCCGCCCGGCCCGCCGGUCCAGGCUGCUCCUAGGGUCCAACUGUUCCGCGCCCCUGCACCCAUCCCCAUCUUCUCCUCCAAGCCCCGCGCCGCCGUGAGGUCCCCGAUUCCUCCCCCUCCUCAUGCUCCUGCUGUUGCUUCAGCUCCCGCUCCCGCGGCGGCUACAGUGCAGGCCCCACCUCCGCCGCCGCCUGCGUCGCCCGCCUCCACCGACCAGCCGCCCCAGCAGAAAGCUGGCACGAUGGCUCCGCCUCCGGCUCCAGAACCGGCGGGGAAGAGGGGGCCCAAGCCUAAGGCACAGUCGAAUGAGCAAAACAGUGGAGAAUAUUCUCAAUCUGAAAACAACAUGGUAGAGACUGCGCAAGGGCAUGAUAAGGAGACUACCCCUGGACCUGUAAAAGCUAUCAAGAGGAUAAAAAAGCAAAAAGCUUCUAAACACAACUUGGGCAACACAAAUUCUGGAGCAAUUGAAGGUCUGCUGACGAAGAAGUUCAUCAACCUGCUUCAAGGAGCUGAAGAUGGGACCCUUGAUUUGAAUAAAGCAGCUGAGACGUUGGAGGUGCAAAAGAGGAGGAUGUAUGAUAUAACAAAUGUUCUAGAAGGUGUUCAUUUAAUUGAAAAGGGACUUAAGAAUAUGAUUCGCUGGAAGGGAUUUGACAUGUCGAAGCCUAAGGAAAUAGAAUGCCAAAUUUCUUCAUUGAAGGAAGAACUUGAAUCUCUUUAUGAUGAAGAGUUCAGGUUGGAUGACGAAAUAAGCGUAGCAAAAGAGAAACUACAAGCCCUCACCCUAGAUGAGGAUAAAAGAAAGUUGUUAUAUCUUUUGAAGGAAGAUAUAAAUAAGAUUCCUCGCUUUCAGGGAUCCACUGUUAUCGCUAUAAAUGCUCCUCAUGGAACUUGUGUUGAAGUUCCAGACCCUAAUGCGGAUCAGUACAUGUAUGGGAAUCUGGGUUUGCAAGAGAAGCACUACAAAAUUGUCCUGAGAAGUUCAAUGGGUCCUAUUGAUUGCUAUUUGAUAAAUGACCGUCAGGAGAUAUUUAACCCAGACCAGCUGGUGGCAGCAGACAGAUUAGAACCUGCGGUUGCUACUGAUAGUUCUCAAGCUUUGCAGCAGAUGGAUUGUGAUCUAAAUCAGGCACCGGAAAAGGAAUGGAUCAAUGGUGGCUGCAUGCAUACAACUGAACCAUCCAGAAAGCAAGACAAUGGCAUUCUGAGAAUCGUUCCAUCAGAUUCCGAUGCUGAUGCUGAUUACUGGCUCGCUUCUGGCAUUGAUGCUAGUAUGACAGAUGCGUGGGGCACAUAG
Messenger RNA from Miscanthus lutarioriparius, 1374 nucleotides. The record is from the annotation of a GenBank genome assembly. NCBI's taxonomy places the organism in Eukaryota, Viridiplantae, Streptophyta, Magnoliopsida, Poales, Poaceae.